UGGGGGCGGAUGGAGGCGGCACGGAGGCCGCGCUCGGGGCUGCGCAGCCGGAGGCCGUCCUCGGGGGGCGGCGGCCGCGGGGGGCCCCUCCCGGGGGAUGGCGGCGAGUGCGCGCGGCCGUGGGCGGAGCUGCUGCGAGCUGGGAGCGCGGAUCUGAGCCCCGACGGAGAGCUGCCGUCGCUGCCCGCCUUCCCCGGCCCGGAGCCCGGCCGAGGUCCCGAGCGCACCGCGCCCCCCGAGGUGUUCACCGUGGGAGCCCGGACCUUUUCCUGGACGCCCUUCCCACAGGCCCCGAGGGGAGGCGGGGACCCAAGCCGUUCCUACCGGGUGCUGCUUGGGGCCCGGGGACGCUCGGGGUCCCCUGCCCGGUCCCCGCAGCGACGCCCCGCGCCUCAGCCCCGCGGGAUCCCGGGUCCCCAGGAGCAGCUGUGGGAGGCGACCCUGCGGAGCUGCCCCCCGAGUGCCAGGCCAACUUCGCCCCCAGUCGGCCCCACUGGACGUUGAUGGCCACCUUGCUCGGUGCCUGGCGGAAAGCACGGGAGACGUGGCGUGGUGAGCCUAGCCAGUGCGGAGGCCCAGCCUCGCCCUGCUGGAACCGUGUCCUCUCCGUCAUGGAAGCCACGUGUUGAAACAUCAGUGUGGACUCCUGGUGUGGUGUGUUUGUAUCGGGACUGAAACCCGGGCUCCCCUCCCUUUUUGGCUGACGCUAAGCGGAGUGCUCUCCUGCCAUCCGGGAUGGACAGAGUCGUCCCUCAGCAGAGGGACCAGGCCCAGGUGGAUGAGCUGAGACUCAUGAGCAGAACUGGCCACGUCUGCGGACAGGCGGGGGCAGCACGUUUUCCUGCCUCCGCAGACCCCGCUCACACCGUGUUUUAAUUCCCCAGAUGAAGUGCUCAUUACUCAGUGUCGGCCACUCACGGGUGGGUGGGGACUUAAGUGCCGGGAUCGGGCCAGGCGCCAUCGCAGUGGGCAGGCCAGUGUGCCAGAACAUUCCACAUCAGCCAGGUGGUGUUGGGCUUCCGGGACCAGUGGAAAAUGGGGCACAAGAGCACCCAUAGGGUAGCUCUCCUUCCAGUGCUGACAGCCCACAGAUUCUGGAAGAGCUGGGCUUUCGUGGCACCCACCGUGGCCACAGAGCUGUGGCGGCAGGGAGUGGGUCACGAGCCACGAAGACACCGUGGAAGAACCUAACUGCAUGUGACUAAGGGAAAGACGCUAGUCUGCGGACCGCCUGCUGCAUGACCCCCUGCUGCAUGAUGCCCUGUAGAGGUUUCUGGAAAAGGCAAAACUACAGAGACAGUAAAGAGACCUGUGGUCACCCACGGACGGGCACACAGGACUUCGGGCAGUGAGGCCACUUUGCAUGAUCUGCACUGGUGGGUACAUGUCAUCAUUUUGCCCAAACUGCGCUGCGCCCCCAAGAUGUGCACCGAGCACCCUGGGGACGAUGACGGUCUGUGCGGUUCAUCGGUGGUCACAAGUGGCCCCUGGGAAGGGAGGGUGGGGGUGGGGGUGGCGGUACGUGGGGGCAGGGGCACUGGGAAAUCUCUGCAGAUGCCCCACAAUUUUGAUGUGAACCGAAAAAUGCUCUAUAUAAAGUCUAUUUUUUAGAAAACGCUUUCCAGGGCGCCUGGGUGGCGCAGUCGUUAAGCGUCUGCCUUCGGCUCAGGUCAUGAUCCCAGGGUCCUGGGAUCGAGCCCCACAUCGGGCUCCCUGCUCGGCGGGAAGCCUGCUUCUCCCUCUCCCGCUCCCCCUGCUUGUGUUCCCUCUGUAAUAAAAUCUUAAAAAAAAUAACGCCUUCCAAAACUAUUUCCUGGAAACACCUACUUUUAUCAGAAAUAAUAGUAUGCGUGUUCCUCCAAGUCUUUCUUUAGUAGAUGUGAGAAGCCUGCCCUGCCUCGGCCCGCCAACGCUGGCUGUGGGAGGAAGACGGCCGGGGACGGGCGCUGCCCGCUCACCACGCCAACCACAGACCGCGCCGGCCAUGGCCACGGCGUCUCCGUCCACGGACCAUCCAGACAACCCAUGCUGCUCACAAAUGUUGGGGCUGCUGCUUCCAACCCCCACUGCAGUACUACCUUCCCCUUCUUGAAUUUAUAAAGCAGAUGGCUCUACGUGUCCCCCUGAGCCACCAGCCCGGCCAUGUGCACAUGUCUGCACAAGACCCGCCCAACUGGAACCUGAGCCGCUGUUUGGCAACAAUAAAUCAAUGCUUUCAGUCUCAACAAA
This is a messenger RNA of Callorhinus ursinus (northern fur seal), 2229 nucleotides long. The record is from RefSeq and is a predicted model, not a curated record. NCBI's taxonomy places the organism in Eukaryota, Metazoa, Chordata, Mammalia, Carnivora, Otariidae.